AUUCUUUUCCAUAGUGGUGUAAAACAUCAAGACAUUCGUCGCUUACACAAACUUGGUGUUUGUAUGUCUCCAGAUAUGAUAAUUGAUAUGGAAAGGAAAAUGGGAGAAGGUUGUGAAAGAAAGCUUCUUUUGUGGAAAAAAGAAAUUGAAUUGAACAAAUCUGCUGAGUUGCUUAUGAAGGAAGUAAAAGAGAAACAAGUGACGAAUGUGGUUUCCAGAAAUGCAGAAGACGACAUGGAGUUGGAGGUGGUGGUGGAUAUGUCAGAGACAGUGGUACAGGGGUACAGGAUGUUUGGUGAAGAUACAUAUAAACAAUGUAAAACGCUUGUUUUGCAUGGUAAUGAUGAUUUGUCUUGUGUCAGUGAAGAAGAUUUAGAAUCUGCAAUACAGCUUCAACACCAUAGAAAGCUACCAUCAUACAAAUUGGUUGGUGACAACAUUGACAUAAUGAUACAUGCCAGAAUUCAAACACAGCAAUUACACGAGAAUAGGUCUAUUCAUUGGACCCAACAGUAUGGAAUUCUAAACCGUGUAAAUGAACCAUCACUAGACAGAUCAAGACCACAGAAACCAUUACAAGAGAUCCAGUUAAUAGAGCUACUGCCAGGUAAAGAUGUACAAGAAAACCUGAAGACAAGAUGGGCUGCAUUAGUCGCAAGAGUGAUAUGUAAAUAUCUUGGAAAAUUUAAACAUCUCAAGCGAGCUCUAGUUUACCAUAUUCAGCACAAGUAUUCCAAAGAGAUGGCUGAUAAGUCAGAAACGUGUUGCCUAGGGAUCCAGUUUGCAAAUUCAAAUGUUGCAAGUGAGAUGGUACAACUUUUGCAAACAAAUCAUGAAAGGUAUGUUCCAGCUAUGAAAUGUGAAGAUGGGAAUAUUAUACUGGAACAAGUGCCAUUGCAUGGAGAUCAACUUUUUGAGGAAAGAUCAAGAAAUGCGAAGUGGAGCAUGCAAGAUGGGGAUACAGAGUGGGACAGGCUGGAUGGAAUUGAGACAGAGUUCGCUGAUUGGCAUGCAAAACUGAAUUUAUAUAUGAUUGAAUUCAGUAUCUUCUCAUCUCAUUCUUCCGUGAAUGAAAUUGGAACGUCUCGAGCUAGUAUGAAUAGGACUGGAAAAACAAAUGCUUCAAAAGGUGUAGAGAAUCAUUACAAUGAAUAUAAAGAAUUUCAUCUUUGUGAAACAGAAGCACAUAUAUGUGCAUCUUUUAUGGAAAUGUGUGGCAUGUUGAAUAUGGAAGAUCAUCCUACAUUUGAUGUACCUGAUGACAGUGUCACAAGAGAAAUUCAAAGAAAAUGGUUGAUGGAGACAUGUGCAAAAUUUGUUACAAGUAUGUGA
Messenger RNA from Dendronephthya gigantea, 1332 nucleotides. RefSeq lists its product as uncharacterized. The transcript is spliced from 5 exons. The record is from RefSeq and is a predicted model, not a curated record. Bases 64 to 1332 code for a protein of 422 amino acids. NCBI's taxonomy places the organism in Eukaryota, Metazoa, Cnidaria, Anthozoa, Malacalcyonacea, Nephtheidae.